Molecule: messenger RNA, 5179 nt
Organism: Scatophagus argus
Lineage: Eukaryota; Metazoa; Chordata; Actinopteri; Scatophagidae
Gene: gtf3c2
Product: general transcription factor IIIC, polypeptide 2, beta
Exons: 21
Coding region: 456-3413 (985 amino acids)
Biological process (GO): transcription by RNA polymerase III
Cellular component (GO): transcription factor TFIIIC complex
Molecular function (GO): protein binding
Source: RefSeq, a predicted model, not a curated record
AUUCCAGGUUCUGCUGACAGGGGGCGGUGUGAACACCAUGUCUGUACGGUAACAUGGCGGUUUGAUGUCAAUGGAACGCGAGUUUCAGCAAGUUGAGUCAGUGAAAACACCACGGCGGAUGUUUACAGUUUGCCAUCCAAGAAAGAAAAACGGCAGGUGGUGUAUGUCGGGCACGUCCAGUGGUCUUCCACAGCAUCCUUGCCGACUGCAGAGUUUGGGAUUCGAUCCCGAGUGACCAGUUCUUGUCUUCCCGGGUUCCGUGCGAGGCGUUUCAGCUCUCGCCACCGAGGAGAAAGCCUCCGAAACGCGCAGGGCUGUAGGAUUGUUGCUGACUGUUUUCAGUCCAGACCACACUAAAGGAGGAACCACUGAGUAAAGCCAGAGUGAGAAGGAAUUUGCUCUGCACAUGAGGAAUCACCUGACAAGACAGCCACAGCUCAAGAAAGCCAGGACCAAUGGAUCCCAUUGACUCCGGACAAGGGCGAGAGAAGCCACCAGAGCCAUGUAACGAUCAAAUGCCCAGCUCCAAAGGACGACAGCGGAAGAAAAAUCCUAAAUAUUUUGAUUAUGUAACUGAUGACACAUUAAAUGUGCAAAGCACUCAGCAAAAAGCAUCUAGAAAGAGCUCAGGAGAAAGAGGAGGGGCGGCAGCUUCUAGAAGGACUCCAGCAAAGAGUGCAAAAGCUAAGAAUGACACAAAACAGAUUGCAGAUGCAGAAAUAAAAGCAACUGACAAAACACCUCCAGACUCUGAUGGAAAAAUGUCAGAGGAAACUCCUCAAAAGGCAGUUAGAGCCAAGAAGACCCCAACAAAAAAGACCCCAGGCAGAAAAACUCCUGCCAAAAAAACUCCUGCCAAAAGAGCUGCCACCUCUGAUGGGGGCCUCUCAGCAGGGGAGGGUGGAGCUGUAGAUACUGUACAGCAGGAAAAUGGGACACCAAAGAGAAAGUAUGUGAGGAAGCGUCCUGCACAGGAAACAGUGCCAGUCACAGAACCACCAUGUCAGGAGGCUCAAGGGGAACCUCAGACUGAACCUGAGGAGGAGACCCAACCAGGUGGCCGCCACAGGAGAGGCGCUGCUAAAGCGGCAUUGAAGUACCUCCACUUUUUGGCAAAGGAAGUGCUCAGUCAUCCCGGCGAUGAGUCAGGCUACCAGCCAGAGGCCAAUAGCAGCACAGAACCAAACUCGGUCACAGAGCACAAAAGUCUCAAAGGAAGCAAAGGGCGUAAAGGCCGAAAGAGGAAACGCUGCGACAUGGAUAGUGAUGCUGCAGAUGAGGACUUUGUUCCAGAUGUUCAGGAAGAGGAAGCUGAGGAGAUGGAUGAUGAAGAAGAUGAAGGCGAGGACUCAGACUCAGACUUUGGGGCGGGUGGAAAAAGUCCGGCAGCUUUUCACCUCAACAGGACUUACACAGGGUCAGGUUACAAAACCUCCAAGGGACUCCACUGCAACAUCAUGAAAAGUGUUUGGGAGGCGGCUGAGACGACCAAGAAGUUCCGGGAGGAGCACUACAGCAGCUGGGUGUUCCCAGCGUGGGUCCCCUCCACCACUGACUGGCAUCCUGUACCACAAAGCGAGCUGGAGAAAUACCUGCCUCAGGAGCUUCAGUCAGCUGCUUUCAAAGUGUCCCGAGUCGGCCUGAGCCAGGAGGAGACGCCCCUGCAAAGACUCAGCAGGUUUGCAGCAGUGCCUGCUCACCCGGAUCGCUGGGACAUGUUGCUGUUUGCAGGUGGACCAGUCUGGGCCAUGGAGUGGUGUCCUACACCUGACGGUGCUCCGGCAUCCCAGUACAUCGCUCUGGCCUGUCAUCGAGGGAUGGACAACCAGCAUUAUGUCAACAAGACGUACACGGGACCUGGACUCGUUCAGCUGUGGGACGUGGGCAAGCUGGAUUACAACAGCAGGCCGGACUCCCAGCCUGCAUUGGCCUACGGUUUGGCCCAGGACAAAGGCUUCAUCUGGCAGCUGAAGUGGUGUCCUGCAGGAGGUUGGGAGCCUCCCAGCUGUGGCAGAAAGGCUCCUUUCCUGCCCAGACUGGGUCUUCUGGCAGUUGCCACCUCCACUGGUGUGGUCACCAUUUACAGCCUGCCCCAUCCAGAUGCUCUGCACUCCAGCAACAAGCAAGAUAAGUCUGCCAGCCAACAGUUGCCAGUAUACCAGGCACAGGGAGUGCUGACGCUGAAGCUGGGCUCCUUCAAAGCCGCUCGUGAUGAAAGGAGUGGACAAGUCCUGUCUAUGGAUUGGCUGCCUGUAAAACCACACAAUAUAAUGGCUAUUGGAUUCUAUGAUGGUGUCGUGGGUCUGUGGGAUCUGUCCUCCAAGUCUACUUUGUUACGAGUGCGAGAGCCGGACAAGUCGCUCAGCCUGCUGCCCUAUCGGUGCCUCGUGGCUCACGACCACGCCGUCCGAGCUCUGGCCUUCUGUCCCGCCUCCAGAUACCUGUUGGUGACCGCAGGAGAAGACCGCUUAGUGAAGACCUGGGACCUGAGGAGGCUCUACAGUCCCGUCACUGUUCUCAAACGCUUUCUGACCAAUGAAGUGUGUUGGCCAUUGAAUGCACCUGGCUACAUGUUGGCCCAGGAGAACGCCUAUGCAGCGAUUGGUUCACAUGGGAUCCAUUACUUUGACCUGAAUUUGCGCUCCUACUUCGCGGUUCCUCGGACGGGCACCAUGUGGUCCAUAUCUUACACUGAUUGGUUGAACAGCGUGGUGACAUCGGACGUCCUUGGCGAGGUGAUCCUCGCCAUGUUGCCUCAGAUUUGCUACAGUCCUCAAUACGUCAAACGCACGUUAGAGAGACGUUUUCCCGUCUACCUCACAUCUCUGGUGCCUUACGAUACAAAUAAGGAAGAAGAUCAGCAGCAGGGAGGAGUGCAGGAGGAGCAGGAGGAGGAGGAGGGAGAGGCUGUUGAAGAGCAGGGAGGAGGAGGAGGAGGAGAGACAGGAGGACUGGAUGCUGGAGCUGAAGGAGGGAAUGAGAACAAUAAUGAAAACAGAAGACAUGGAGGAUGUGGUAGAAGGGAUGAAAACCCUCCUCUGCGCUUCCAGCUGUACAAAGAGGCUGUGAGGAAAUACUACCUCCACCUCACCGACAACAACAUGGUGACCUUUGCAGGAAGCGAGAAGCGAGCUGUGUGGGAACACAUGAAAAACACAGAGGUGAAAGCAAAGCUGAACAUGGAUGAGAUGCCACUGGCUGCACUGCACAAGGUGCGUUUCAGCCCGAACAUGUGCUGCCAUACCUGGGUGGUGUCAGGGGGCCAGACAGGAUUGGUCAGACUGAACUGUCUCAGGGGUAUGAUCACCUCCCAGGCCAAGAAAAUUAUAAAGGAGAACCAGGCCCAGUUCACCACGCUAUACUCGCCAAAAGACCCGAAGGAGCCCGACCAGACUGCGACAGCUGACCUUUAGCAAGAGUUCAACUUCACUGGAGGUGGAUCACACUGUCACGCUUGGUGUAUGACUGCAAAAAAAAACCACAAACCCGUAAAAAAAGGGUUUUUAAGAAUGCUAAUAACUUUAAUUUUUCAUCAGAGGUACACUGUAUACUUUUGCUGUUUCCAAAGGCCAGCAGUCACGUGAAAUAUAAUUAUCCUCAGACCGCAUUGUGAGCAGCACAGGCCAAGGGCCAGCCGGUGCUGUUAUAUUGAAGUGAAGGCAGACAUCUCUACGGCCGACCCCACCUACACACUCUAAACCACUUUACUUCCCACUUCUCUCUUAGACUUCAUGUUUCCUUCUGUUUCCACCGGUCCACCCAGCUGAAGUGCCUUGCUCGAAACUGAUUCCAAGUGAGUCAAGUCGGGUCUUCGGUUGUUCCAGUAUCUCUGAUUUGGCAUACAAAGUGCAAAUGCCAGUGAAUCUAUUGUUGACGGCAGACAGAGGUAAUAAAAACUGUAAUUUAACAGUUGCCCUCUCUGCGAUAAUAUCAACUACUCUCAGGAAAAGUAAUUCUUAUUUUUUAAUUGAUGAUAGAAACAGCAAGUGGAAUUCUUGUCUGUUCACUGGUUCAAAGUGCCCUUCAGGGUGCGUCGGUACGUUGGGACAUCACUGCUGGGUUCAGGUUCAGGUGCAGCAGACUGGAACCUUGGAAGCAGAAUUUUGUUGGUUAUUCUAAAAACGUAAAUGCGUUCAAAAUACCAUCAACAUGUGACCUAGCUUCUUUCCAUUCAAUACGAGGCAAACAUUACCCAAACAAAGGCGUCUCAGAAAGGAAGGACUGAGUUGCGAAACACGAGCGACUGGGUGAUCCUAAAACCUUAAGGCUUUCGCGUACAUCAUGUUUUUUUAAUCUGCGGGACAUUCCAGUGCAGUCGGAGCUCACUAAACUCUCCCCUCACGUCAUGUUCGGAAACUGUGAACGACAGCAAGCUGGAGCUCAUCUUUUGCUGCUGUAUUUUUCAGAUUUUUCUCUUUUAUUAACUCAGGCUGUAACUGAGAGGAAAUACUUGAAGUUUUUAUUGUAACCUUGCUGGAUGUAAAGUUUCUAAAUGGCAAAUUUUUGGACUUUUGUUCAUUGUUCGUCUCUUUUCCCGUUGGAUUGACUGCUGCUGCUGCUGUUCUGAUGGUGCAAAGCUUUUGUUUCAUGUUUUAUUACAGCAGCUGCAGUAUUGUGACAUGACCAAGUUUAUCAACAAAACAAGCUGAAAAAUCUUCUUAUCUCAUUCUUACUACAGACGCAGCUGUUGCUUUCAGAGGUCGUCUGGACACGUUUUCCUCUUCUUAAGUUAAAUUAGAGGUUUGGCCAGUUUGUUUGUGUUUUUUAUUGUUUUCGGAAUUUUUUUAUUGUUCCAUAAUAAUGUCGUCAUGACAGAGCAAUAUUAUUAACCUGUAAGUCAUACAAACUACCAUAAAUGCAUUUAAAUGUAGAGCACCUGCUCUUUUCUUGUGUUGUUCUGCUCUGUUUCUAUUUUUGAAAUAUUAAUAAUAAAUAAUUUUAUAAUAAAAAAUAAACAGUAUAUUUCAGAAAAUAUUAAAGUUGAGAUUGAAAUUGAGUGCAAAAGUUUUCUUCAAAACGUCAUUUCAUAGCUUCUCUGGAGCUCUUGAUCAUAUCGCCUGACCUUCAUCAGCAGAUGGAGUUUGACCAUAAAAUAUUAAAUGUACAAAUGUUUGUAGAUGUUUUGUAAACUGAAAAUUGAAUAAAGUACUUAGAAAAACAUGUCACUGACAACUGGGCC